Colletotrichum chrysophilum is the source of this 228-nucleotide messenger RNA. RefSeq lists its product as uncharacterized. The transcript is spliced from 3 exons. The record is from RefSeq and is a predicted model, not a curated record. Lineage: Eukaryota; Fungi; Ascomycota; Sordariomycetes; Glomerellales; Glomerellaceae. The coding region runs from base 1 to 228 and encodes 75 amino acids.
AUGGCCGUUUUUAACAUUGUAACCGAUAUCGCCCUCAUCAUUUUCCCGUUUCCCAUCCUUCGUCACGUCAAGCUUGACGGGAAAGUAAAAGCGCAACUCAUUCUCCUCUUCAGCAUUGCUGGUCUCAUUGUAGUAAUUACCAUCAUGCGACUGCCCAUGAUACUGAACCAGGCAGUAUCGCAGAGGUCUCGCUCCAUGACUACCAACGAGGUCACGACUCCCGCGUGA